AUGAUUCCGGAGAUCUUAUUGAUGGUACUGUUGUGUAGCGCAACAAUUUCCUCUCACAUGAUCAUGGCAUUUCCUCCUUCUCGCGGAUACACCAAGAACGAUCUAUACAAGCCUGUUGACUAUGAUCUUAUGGCGCCUCUUAAGGAAAUGGUUAUGUGCAAGGGAAAACCUCCGGGAAGUCCAGUCGCCUCUUUCAAUCCGGGGGACACCGUCAAUGUUUCAUUCACAGGAUCUGCCCGCCAUCACGGCGGUCUUUGCCAAUUUGCUCUUUCUUAUGACCACGACAUCCAUUUUUAUCUUAUUGCAGAGUAUAGAUAUGGAUGUCCAGACUCAUCCUAUACCUGGCCGGUAAAAAUUCCGGAUGAUGCACCGCCGUGUUCAAAAUGCACCUUUUCCUGGGCGUGGGUUAACGCGGUUGGAAACCGCGAGUAUUACAUGGAUUGCGCCGAUAUCACAAUUAAUGGCCCAACUCAACCCGCCAGCUCCUGUGGACCGUCUUGCGGAAAAUUUUUGCAAGUAUACAACUUUCCUGGGUUUGGCACCUUGCAGCCACAGGAAGGUUAUGGCGGUCCAAGCGCCUCUAAAUAUAUCCCAUUUGACUUUAGUUGCUCCAACUCCACGGUGCAAUGA
This is a messenger RNA of Mitosporidium daphniae, 630 nucleotides long. RefSeq lists its product as uncharacterized. The transcript has a single exon. The record is from RefSeq and is a predicted model, not a curated record. The coding region runs from base 1 to 630 and encodes 209 amino acids. NCBI's taxonomy places the organism in Eukaryota, Fungi, Microsporidia.